Messenger RNA from Quercus robur (English oak), 2023 nucleotides. RefSeq names its product (+)-neomenthol dehydrogenase-like. Gene Ontology annotation, cellular component: membrane. Lineage: Eukaryota; Viridiplantae; Streptophyta; Magnoliopsida; Fagales; Fagaceae. The transcript is spliced from 10 exons. Gene Ontology annotation, molecular function: oxidoreductase activity, acting on the CH-OH group of donors, NAD or NADP as acceptor. The record is from RefSeq and is a predicted model, not a curated record.
ACUAAACGGUUAUCUUGACAAAACCAAAAAGUAGUGUAGCUACUACCGUAGUAGAUAGAAGAAUUAAGCACAGCUUUCACUAUUGCAAAAGUGUCCCAAGUUUCAACAUCAAUGGCAGAAGCUACAAAAAAGUAUGCAGUUGUUACAGGGUCCAAUAAGGGGAUUGGCUUCGAAAUAUGCAGGAAGCUGGCCUCAAAUGGGAUCGUGGUGGUGCUAACUGCUAGAGAUGAGAAAAAAGGCCUUGAAGCUGUUGAAAAGCUGAGAGAGUUUGGGCUGUCUGACCACGUUGUAUUUCAUCAGCUUGAUGUGGCGGAUCCUGCUAGUAUAGCUUCCUUUGCAGAUUUCAUUAAAACCAAUUAUGGGAGGCUCGAUAUAUUGGUCAACAACGCCGGGAUCGCUGGAUCUAUAGUAGAUGGAGAUGCUUUAGCUGCUUCAGGUCUUGGUAAGGAAGGUGUCAAUGUGGAUUGGAGUAAAAUAGUGACCGACACUUAUGAGUUAGCUGAAGAAUGCCUGAGAACAAACUACUAUGGCGCCAGAGGAAUGAUUGAAGCACUUCUUCCAAUCCUCCAGUUGUCCAAUUCACCAAGGAUUGUUAAUGUUUCCUCUUCCAUGGGACACUUAGAGAAAAUACCAAAUGAAUGGGCUAAAGAAGUGUUAGGUAAUGCUGAAAGCCUAACAGAAGAAAGAGUAGAUGAGGUAUUGAAUGAAUAUCUGAAAGAUUUUAAAGAGGGUUCCUUGGAAACCAAAGGCUGGCCUAGAUAUCUGUCUUCUUAUAUAAUUUCAAAAGCAGCUAUGAAUGCCUACACAAGGAUUGUGGCCAAAAAGUACCCAUCUUUCCGAGUUAAUUGCGUCUGCCCUGGCUAUGUCAAGACAGAUAUAAACUACAACAAUGGCUAUUUGACGACUGAUGAAGGUGCUGAAAGUGUUGUAAAGUUAGCGCUCCUGCCCAACGAUGGUCCUUCUGGCCUCUUCUUUUAUCGGAAUGAAGUGACAACUUUUGAGUAUGCAGUUGUUACAGGGGCCAAUAAGGGGAUUGGUUUUGGAAUAUGCAGGAAAUUGGCCUCAAAUGGGAUCAUGGUGGUGCUAACUGCUAGAGAUGAGAAAAAAGGCCUUGAAGCUGUUGAAAAGCUGAGAGAGUCUGGGCUAUCUGACCAUGUGAUUUCAUUAAAACCAAAUAUGGGAAGCUUGAUAUAUUGUUCAACAACGCCUGGAGCUAUAAUUGAUGGUGAUGCUUUAGCUGAUUCAGGUAAUGAUAUGCAAGGUGCCAACGUGGAUUGGAGUAAAAUAUUGACUGAAACUUAGAAGUUAGCUGAAGAGUGCCUGAAAACAAACUGCUAUGGUGCCAAAGGAAUGAUUGAAGUGCUCCUUCCAAUCCUCCAGUUGUCCAAUUCACCAAGAAUUGUUAAUGUUUCCUCUUCCAUGGGGCACUUAAAGAAAAUACCGAAUGAAUGGGCUAAAGAAAAGUUAGGUGAUGUUAAAAGCCUAACAGAAAAAAGAGUGGAUGAGGUAUUGAAUGAAUUUUUGAAAGAUUUUAAAGGGGGUUCCUUGGAAACCAAAGGCCGGCCUAGAUAUACGUCUGCCUAUGUGCUUUCAAAAGCAGCUCUCAAUGCCUACACAAGGAUUGUGGCCAAAAAGUUCCCGUCUUUCCGAGUCAAUUGCGUCUGCCCUGGCUAUGUCAAGACAGAUAUAAACCGCAACACUGGCUACUUGACAAUUGAUGAAGGUGCUGAAAGUGCUGUAAAGUUUGUGCUACUGCCCAACGAUGGUCCCUCUGGCCUCUUCUUUUAUCGGAAUGAAGUGACAACUUUUGAUUGAGAUUAUUCAUUUCUACCAAUUCUCAAGGAUAAAAAUGCUAAUGAAUCUGCACUUUUCCUUGCCUAGUUUACUAUGUCUUGAAUCACAAUUUAAUUGUCUAUUUGAAAACAAUGGCAUAAAGUGUAUGCAGAGAAUAAGUGUUUUCACUUGGUGCAUGUAAUGUCAAUUAUAUGCUUUUAGUAAUGCAAUUGUGAAGAAUCUUUUGUUC